Messenger RNA from Drosophila hydei, 1322 nucleotides. RefSeq names its product guanine nucleotide-binding protein subunit beta-like protein 1. The transcript has 3 exons. Lineage: Eukaryota; Metazoa; Arthropoda; Insecta; Diptera; Drosophilidae. Gene Ontology annotation, molecular function: protein binding. The record is from RefSeq and is a predicted model, not a curated record. Bases 77 to 1048 code for a protein of 323 amino acids.
AUCAUUUAUUUAUCUUAUCGGCAUUGCGACGCAACGCACUUUAGUUAAUUUUAUUUAAUUCAAUUCACUUAUUUAAAUGGCUGUGUUACCACCUGAUCCUGUAUUCAGCUUACGUUGCCCAGAAAUGGGCGCUGUGAAUUCGCUAUGCUUUCAUGAAAGCGAACGUCUGCUGGCAGGCACUUUCAAAGGCAAAGUAUUUCUCUGGGAUCUACAAACAAACCGCUCAGCACUGCAAUUUGAGGCAGGCACGGAGCCAAUUACGAGUCUACAUCAUACCAAAGAGCACCUGAUCACACAAGAGAAGGGUGGCACAAUCACUACCUUCUCCAUAAGCAACAGCAGCUACGUCAAGGAGCGCAGCAUUACGGGCAAUCACUUGGGCUAUUGCCGUACAGCGCUGCACAUAAAUCCGAACAACUCCAACGAACAGCUACUCUUUUAUCCGUGCGAGGAUGCAGCAAUUGGUGUGCUGCAUGUAACGGAUCCGGCGGCGCCAACACAGAUGCUUGUAGCGGAUGAUCCGCAAUUGCCUAAGCUAGGCAGUGUCACCUGCUUCAAGCCGUUUGAGUGCGCGUCACAAUUGUUUCUACUCGCCGGCUACGAGUCGGGGCACUUUCUUACCUGGGAUUUGAGCAGCGGCGUUAUGAUUGAUAUCACGGAACUAGCACCGGAAGCUUUAACUGUUGACUAUGACCCCAUUACAAAUCGAGGCAUAGUUGGCGGCGCUUCCGAUAAAUUGACUACUUUUAGUUAUCAGAGACAAUCCAUGCAACUACGACGCGGCUCCGAUUUGUGCAUCAAGAAUCCCGGCGUGAAUUGCGUGCGUAUACGUUCUGAUCAAAAGGUUUUCGCUAGCGCCGGCUGGGACGGGCGCAUACGCAUAUUUUCGUGGAAGAGCCUGAGACCACUGGCCGUAUUAACGCAGCACAAGCAAGGCGGCGUCAUGGACCUCGCCUACUCCACACAACCGGUGUCCAUGUGGCACGCACCCAUUAUGGCUGCCGCCGGCAUGGAUGCACAAAUCUCACUCUGGGACUUAUACAACUAGAUCUUUCCACGGUGCUUUACUGUCCUAAGCGUUGCAGUUUAAACUGCUCUUUCUUUCUGCCAUGCGGCCGCUCAGCUGGCAGCGACUGACAAUUCAAAGGCAACUUGUCUAAAUAAGCUCUAUAAAUUAGUUCUUAUUUAAAUAAUUAUGUAUAAGAUAUACCUAUUAAUAUACCCCUAUUGAUUGGAAUUUAAAUUAUCUCGAAACACUUUUAAAAAUGUAAUAGGCUUCAGUGCUCUGAGAUGCCUAAUAAAUUAAUCUGUAGACUCUAGAU